UUAUGCCUGUUGGCAUCAAAACAAACAUGGCGGCAGGAAGCAGUUGAAGCAUUUUGUCAUUAAUUUCAUUAAGACGUUUUUCAGUCGUAACGGUUGGCCAUUCUUUGUUCGGGUUCGAACAUGGACUCGGUGCCGUUUCUCGAGGAGGCACCGCACAGAAAAGUCUCAGUCAUCGGCUCCGAACUGGUGGAAAACUACACUGUUUACAUCAUCGAGGUGACUGACAGCGAGCACAGCUGGACCGUGAAGCACCGCUACAGUGACUUCCAUGACCUCCACGAGAAGCUGACGGUGGAGCAGAAGGUCGAUCGCCGCCUGUUGCCUCCAAAGAAGAUUCUGGGGAAGAACUCGAAGAGUCUGGUAGAACAGCGACAGAAAGAUCUGGAAGUCUACCUGCAGACGCUGCUUCAGCAGUUUCCUCAGGCCACGCCCACUCCACUGGCCAUCUUCCUGCACUUUCACCUCUAUGAGAUCAAUGGCAUCACAGCGGCUCUGGCAGAGGAGCUGUACCACAAAGGUGAGCAGCUGCUGCAGGCUGGUCAGGUGUUUUCUCUGCGUCCUCUGCAGCUUUACUCCAUCUCCCAGCAGCUCCGUCUGGCCAAACCAACCUGCUGUAGCAGGGAUGCAAAGACGGACUUGGGACACAUCCUGGACUUCACCUGCAGGCUGCGAUACCUGAAGAUCGCCGGUACCAAAGGUCCAUUCGGAACCAGUAGCAUUGAGGAGAGCACGCUGCCCUUUGACCUGUCUGUCUUCAAGUCCCUGCUGCAGAUGGAGAUCAGUGAGUGCAGUUCUCAGCAGAUUGGAGGUCUGUCAUCUCUGAGGUCGAGCCUAGUGACUCUGACGAUCCACCAGUCCACUGACACUAUGAUGUCCAUCUUGGUGCCCGAGGCGAGCGAGUUCUCACAGUGGGAGGCUGAGGGGGUGGAGCCUUCUUGUCCUGUCACGGCCAUCAUCCCCGUGUGGAGGAACCUGACCACGUUGGACAUGAGCUACAACCACAUUGUCUCCAUCGACAUCUCAGUGAAACUGAUUUCUAAAGUGGAGUUUCUGGACCUGAGCCACAACCAGCUGUCCUCAGUGGAAAACCUGCAGUACUUGUACAAUCUGGUCCACGUGGAUCUGUCCUACAACAACCUGCGGGUUCUGGAAGCCGCUCAUACUCACCUGGGGAACAUCAAAACUCUGAGCCUGGCCGGUAACCAGCUGGACCGGCUCACUGGACUCGCCAAGCUCUUCUCACUGGUCAACCUGGACCUUAGCCACAACCAGCUGACCCAGCUGGAUGAAAUCAGGAACAUUGGGUCCUUGCCCUGUCUGGAGAAGCUCAGUCUGUCCGGGAAUCCGAUCUUCAUCACCCCAGACUACAGAACCAAAGUACUGGCCCAGUUUGGAGACCGAGCAGCGGAGGUGUGUCUGGAUGGUGACGUGACCACGGAGAAGGAGCUGGACACUGUGGAGGUGUUAAAAGCCAUUAAGAAAGCCAAAGAAGUCAAAGACAAGAUGAACAGCAGCGAGAAGAAGAUCAGUGAGGAGAACAGCCUAUCUGCUGCUGCACCUCCUCAGAUCUCCUCUUCUUCCUCUAACCACUCCUUCUCUGCUGUCUCCUCCUCCUCCUCCUCCUCCUCUUGCUCGGCCUGGCAGGCUGCCCGUCCCAGUCAAGAAAUGAUCAGAGAAGAAGUCGUCGUCCCAACCAGUUUCCUCCCCCCUUUGGAUGCCGCACCGCCCCCAGCAAACUUGAAUAUCACCGCACGCAACCUGUCUGCUGACCCCACCCAGGUUCAACCUCUUGCACGUUCACACUGUGGAGCCGCCGCCACCCCCUGCUGCUCCUCUUGCUCCACCUCAGCUGAAAGCAUCUGCUCUGCCUGCAGCGCCCCCUGCAGACUUCUUGUGCCUUCUCAUCUACUCUCCUUCUCCACCUCCAACAAAGACUUCAUUUCGCAGCUCUCCCAGCGCCUCCGCUCUGCCGCCAAGGAGCAGAAAGAAAAGGAGGAGAAGGAUGUGGAAGAAGGAGAGGAGAGGAGCAGCGAGUCCACAGAGGUUCAGUCGUACACGGAGGUCAGCAGUCCCAGUCCAGGGUCCGGGGACGGCUACUUUGAAAUGGGCCUGGAUGACCCCGUGGACGAGUUGAUCUGCUCCGCCUCCUCCUCCUCCACUUUGCUCACUGCACCUCCUGCAGAGGAGUCCAACCCCCAGCGGGAGGAGGAGGUGCAGGUGAGCAGGGUCCUGUGGUGCUGCUGUGUCCAGGUGGAUGACACUGUGCUGCAGAAGCAGGCGUGUCUGGUUCUGACCGACCGGCUGCUGGGCCUGCUGUACACAUCAGGUGAUCUCAGCCCGACCAAUCAGGAAGCAGGCCAGACUCUGUCUGUGGAGGAGGUGCUGUCCAGCCUGGAGCUGGACCUCUUGCUGCCUUACUCUCGCCUCCUGUUCUCCUCCUCAGCCCACUUGUUGGACUCUUGUCUCAGCUUCGGUCUUCGGUCUGGUUCCUCACAGUGGUUCGUGUUUGCAGAAGCUGAGCAGGUCCGUCAGAUCAGGAUGGACCUGACUGAGCUGAUUCAGCUGCAGGCUGCAGAUGUUGGAGAAGUGCCGCCAGCUUCAGAUCUGUUCCUCCUCCCCUCCCUGCUCGAGACGUGGGAUCUGGAGGAGAGUCAGGGAGGCUUCACCGCGCACCUCCUAGACACAUCCUCGGCCCCGGACUCUUCCCCCGAGCUGCCAGACCUCUUAAAUCAGAUGGGCCAUCUGGAGGAGGGAGCAGAUGGCCUCGUCCUCCCCUUGCUCCUCUUCUUCACGUGCCAGCACCUCGGUGUGCUGAAAGUGGACUUCACAGAGCUGGCAAAAGCAGAGCGGUGCGGUGCAGAUCCUCCUCACCCGUCUUCCUGGUGCACGCUGGUCCGUGUCCCGCUGGGCUCGGUGGUUCUUCACCCCAGAGAAAGAGUUCCUGGUGAUGUGGGUGGAACCAGCCGUAGGUUCUGCCUGGACCUGGGACACGACGUCAGGCAGAGCCACACUGUGGAGUUGCUGUGGGGGGGACGGCGCCUGCUGCUGCUCUUCCCUCUGUCCCAGGACAGGAACUCAUUUUUGGGGGAGCUGGAUCAGCGCAGAGCCUCUCUGGAGGGUCUGAAGAUGGUGGCCUUUCCACAAUGCUGCACGGCCUGUCCACAGCGAGGACACCACAUGGGAGGUCAUCACGGGCCUCCAGGUCAGUGCUGCUGGACCUGCACUCAGACUCCACAGGGCCUCAGCAGCUGGGACUCCUCCCACCUUCAGGUGGAGGAGAAUUGUCCGUCUCCCCACCUUGUCCCGUGUCUGUCCCCGGGACUAAAGCUCUUGGCUGGACUCAGAAAACAGCAGCUGCUGACCUUCUUCAGCAGAUACAUAUCAAUGUCUGAGACGGAGGAGGUGAGACAGGUCUUGUGGCUGUCUGUGGUUCUCUACAAGGCUCCAGAAGCUGAACUUGCAGCCUGUCUCCUGCUCUCCACUCACGCCAUAUACUUCCUGCUGGAAGACUCCGCCUCCACGCUCAGCUCUCACUCAGUUUUGGACAUGAAGACCUCGGGAGAGACAGACGUCUGUCUGUGCUGGUGUCUGUCCAUCAGAUUGUCUGAGCUGCUUUCUGUCAACGUGGGACUGUUUGACCAGUACUUCAGAGUUGUAGGUCGUUCAGCCGGCCACGUGGUCUGCUGUCUCAGCAGGGACAGUUAUGGGACAGGGGUUUUCCUGCAGGAGCUGAUGUCGGCUCUCAGUCUGCAGCAGCAGACUCCUUUUCCGGAGCCAUCUGAGCAGGACUUCUACACCCAGUUCACCAACAGCAACACAGGUAAAAUGCACAACUACGAGCUGGUCCACAGCAGCAGAGUGAAGUUUAUUUACCCCAGUGAGGAGGAGAUGGGAGACCUGACCUUCAUCGUGGCAGAGAGGCAAACCGCGCCGGGCGCAGCCUCCAUGUCCACACGCUCCUCCAGCGUCCUGCUCUACCUGCUGGUUUUCCAGGUCCAGACUUCAUUCCGUGUGGAGGUUCAGAUUCCCGUCCAAGGUUCAAGUCUCUCAGGCCACGCCCACUCUCUGUCUGUCCUCGGCCCCUCCCCGGUCCUGGAACCCAGGACUCUGAUCCUGACCAGCACCCACGUCUUCUUACUGGAAGAAGACUACAUCAGUUAUCCGCUGCCCGACUUUGCCAAAGAGCCUCCCUCCAGGGAGCGCUAUCGGCUGCGAGAGGCUCGGCGGAUCCGCGAUCUGGACCGUGUGCUGAUGGGAUACCAGACGUACCCGCAGGCGCUGACCCUGGUCUUCGAUGACCUCCCGGGACCGGAUCUGCUCUGCCGCCUCACCAUGGACCACUUCUCCUCCGGGGGGGAGGAGGCCCCUCUCAGCGGGGGCACGGAGGGCGAGGUCCAGUGGUGUGUCUUUGUCCCCGGGGCCGUCAGCAGGGAGAGGCUGAUCUCCCUCCUCGCUCGCCAGUGGGAGGUGCUCUGCAGCCGGGAGCUUCCUGUGGAGCUCACUGGCUGAUUGGCCAAGAUGACGGACAGAUGAGGACUGAAUGCUGAUUGGAGGGUUCACUGGGGACAUUUUACACCCCGGGAGCUCUAUUGGCUCCAUUACAUAGGACAGGCUCCGCCCACUGCAGUAACAACCAAAGGACACCACAGUAGGCGGGGCCAGAGUCAGACACAGUGAUUUGACAGACUGAAAUUGUUCAGCAGGGGGC
This is a messenger RNA of Thalassophryne amazonica, 4708 nucleotides long. It is a transcript of the gene nisch, whose product is annotated as nischarin. Gene Ontology annotation, molecular function: phosphatidylinositol binding; protein kinase binding; integrin binding. Lineage: Eukaryota; Metazoa; Chordata; Actinopteri; Batrachoidiformes; Batrachoididae. The transcript has 28 exons. The coding region runs from base 121 to 4509 and encodes 1462 amino acids. The record is from RefSeq and is a predicted model, not a curated record. Gene Ontology annotation, cellular component: cytoplasm.